Messenger RNA from Strigops habroptila (Kakapo), 2022 nucleotides. RefSeq names its product parkin coregulated (gene PACRG). The coding region runs from base 48 to 1133 and encodes 361 amino acids. The record is from RefSeq and is a predicted model, not a curated record. NCBI's taxonomy places the organism in Eukaryota, Metazoa, Chordata, Aves, Psittaciformes, Psittacidae. Gene Ontology annotation, molecular function: Hsp90 protein binding; Hsp70 protein binding. The transcript is spliced from 6 exons. Gene Ontology annotation, cellular component: vesicle; neuron projection; cytosol.
CCGGGAUCGAGGGCAGACAAGCCAGCCCACGCCGCCUCCCGGCUCCGAUGCGCCCGCAGCUGCGGCGGCAAAGGGGCGGGCAGGAAAAGGCGGUUCUGCAUCCGGGCUCGCUCACUCACCUAUCAUGGCGGCGGCGGGGGAGGACAGCGGGGCAUGGGCGGGGAGGCGUCCGCGCCCACUCACCCUUACGUACAGACACGCACGCCGCGCGCGUGCACACGCACCCUUGCCGGCCGCACGAGCGCGAGCGGCGCCGGGGGGGGGUAGGGGGGGGAGACCACAGCCGCUGGCGGAAUGCGCAUGCGUGCGAGGCGCAGGGCCCUCUGGUCUGCUUUUUCCAUCUUGCCGUGGUGGAGGCAGGUGGGGAGAUGGUAGAGGAGAAAGAGGGCUCAGGCCCCUCAAAGCCCGCAGGUGAGACGAGCCCGCAGCUGCAGGAGCCCCUGGGGCAUGUGAAGAAAAGCAAGCAGCAGGUCUCCGAGGGAUUCACGAUUAAAGCCAUGAUGAAAAACACCGUGGUAAGAGGGCCCCCAUCUGCAGGAGCGUUUAAAGAAAGACCACCAAAGACCACAGUAUUUCGCAAGUUUUAUGAGCGAGGAGACCUCCCGAUUGCCCUUGAUCAUGAUACUAAAGGAAACAAAAUCGCCUGGAAGGUAGAGAUAGAAACUCUGGACUAUAAUUCCUAUCUGCCUGUGUUUUUUCAUGGCCUUUGUGAAAUGACAUUUCCACAUGAGUUUUUUGCUCGUCAAGGAAUUCAUGACAUGCUAGAACAUGGUGGAAACAAGAUUCUUCCUGUCAUUCCUCAGCUCAUUAUCCCAAUAAAAAAUGCACUGAACCUUCGUAACCGACAGAUCAUUUGCAUCACGCUGAAAGUCCUCCAGCACCUGGUGGUGUCAGCUGACAUGGUGGGGAGGGCCUUGGUGCCCUAUUAUCGGCAAAUCCUCCCAAUCCUAAGCAUCUUUAAGAAUAUGAAUGUUAAUUCAGGCGAUGGGAUAGAAUACAGCCAGCAGAAGCGUGAAAAUAUUGGAGAUCUGAUUCAAGAGACACUGGAAGCCUUUGAACGCUGCGGUGGAGAAAAUGCGUUUAUAAACAUUAAAUACAUGAUCCCUACUUAUCAGUCAUGCAUAUUAAACUGAGUUGUAUCGAAUGGGAUGAUUCCAUUUGUGUUCUAAAAAAACUGUAUCUGACUCUGUAAGGCAUCUUGUUAGUCAUGCUUUUUUUCCCUACAGCUGCUAAAAUAGUGGCUUCUGGGGCAUUAAAGUGUUAGCACUAUUGUGAACAAGGCUUUCCAAUACAUAAAUAGUGCCUGUUCCUCUGAUUACAAUGGUGUACUGUGCUUGUUUGUUCCCUGAAAGAAUCACUCCUUUAUAACAGAGCUGACUCGAGCAGGAAUCGGAGUUAAACCUUCACUUGUAUAGACAAUAAAACUAUAAUUUUCAUAUGCGAUUCAGCAAUUGCUGUUCUGUGUCCGCUUGCCCUGAGGGUGAUGUCAGAGGCUGUAACAAGAAGAGUUUAUGCUGACUGCUUAAUAGGUGUUUGUCAUGGAAGAGAAACACCAGUUCAGCAAUGCCUCUCUAGCAGCUGCGCCGAAUAAUGUGCACUGACAUACAAUAAAACUGUUGAAUGUAUAUAGCAAUUACAGUGGGAAAAUAUAUAUGGUCCAUUAUAAAGCAUUGUCAUUAAAUUAAUCCAUGUUUCUUACACACUCUUCAUCUCAGCUUCCAGGUGUUUACCUUUUCAUGGAACUUCGGUUCCUCCUGGCAAAUAUCAGGAACAACCAUAGUUUUGAAGACAAGAAGCCCAGAAAGAACUUCAAUAAAUCAGAUGGAAGAUACAGAGUACAUAAUAUAUCAGUCCCUACCAACACUGUUAAUCUGGGUAAACACAGAAUAUACAUAUAUUUUUAAAGGGCACCAGGUAUUUUUUGUAACUGCAAGGUUGCUAUUGCUUUUCUGUUAUUAUUAUGGUAUACAUGUGUACAAACAAUAUAACUAUUGUUCCAGGAAUCCUUACAAUUUCCUACUC